This is a messenger RNA of Helianthus annuus (common sunflower), 3191 nucleotides long. Its product is annotated as probable linoleate 9S-lipoxygenase 5. Gene Ontology annotation, molecular function: oxidoreductase activity, acting on single donors with incorporation of molecular oxygen, incorporation of two atoms of oxygen; metal ion binding; protein binding. The record is from RefSeq and is a predicted model, not a curated record. The transcript is spliced from 10 exons. Bases 550 to 3093 code for a protein of 847 amino acids. Gene Ontology annotation, biological process: lipid oxidation. Lineage: Eukaryota; Viridiplantae; Streptophyta; Magnoliopsida; Asterales; Asteraceae.
CUUGAAACUCUCCCCACAACGACUAUCUCUACCUCUAGGCUCCUGAUCACAGAUGUGCAAUAAUUUGAGAAAUUAUUCACUCCCUUUUUAAGAGAACUUUUCGUUAGUAGUAUUCUAAUAGACACGUCAUGCAAAAAUAAUUUUCUUUAGAGGUAUCCAUUUAAUCCUUUAGGUAUGUAAUUCGUUGCGUAAACACAAAAAUUGUUUACACAGACGAAUUUGUGUUUGUAGUUUGUACAGACAAAUUACAUACAUAGAUUGUUUUAAAUUAAGACAGUUUUUUUGCAUGACGUUGUGUCAAUAACAGAAAUUGCUAUUAAAAAGGGGAGUAAAUAACUUCUCAAAUUAUUGAGCAUUGUGUUUAGGAGCCUGAUGAUUGUGAUCACCUAAUGGUGAAUUGCUUUUGGAUUAGAAAACAUGUGGCAUGAGAUAAAGAAAUAUGUAAGAUCCAACAAACUUUGGGAUCCAGUACUGUACAAGAAAUAAUCCAUUAUCUUGAUUUCUUAUCGUCAAUUCGUCUUUUAGAGAGAAAUCGAUACAAGGUCGUCAAUGAUCGGUAACAUGUUUGGUAAGACAAUGGACGGAAACAAUAUGGUGAAAGGAAAAGUGGUGUUAAAGAAGAAGAAUGUGAUGGAUGUGAACGACGUUGGUGCGUCAGUUCUUGAUGGAGUGUAUGAGUUGUUUGGCCAAAAGAUCUCGUUCCAGCUCAUUAGCGCAAGUCAUCCUGAUCACAAAUUCGCAGAAGCAAAGGUAGGAAAUCCAGCCAUCCUGGAAGACUGGAAGAGUACAAAUCUGUCAAUUAAGGAAUUGAUGUAUGAAGUUAAGUUUGAAUGGAUAGGACUUCCAGGGGCACUUGUUGUAAAAAACUAUCACCACACUGAAUUUUUCCUCAAGACCCUCACCCUACAAGAUGUUCCUGGUUAUGGCCAAGUCCAUUUUGAUUGUAAUUCAUGGGUUUAUCCAUCCAAAUAUUAUGAAAGGGACCGCAUUUUCUUCUUCAACAAGGCAUAUCUACCUAGUGAGACUCCGGAAUUUCUACUUCCGUAUAGAAAACAAGAAUUGUUUACUCUGAGAGGUAAUGGAUCCGGGGAGCUCAAAGAAUGGGACAGGGUUUAUGAUUACGCAUUUUACAAUGACUUAGGGGAUCCUGAUAAAGACGUAGAUCAUGCAAGACCGGUUCUUGGAGGAUCUUCUGAAUACCCGUAUCCUCGUAGGGGGAGAACAGGCAGACCGUCGACCAAAAUAGAUCCCAAAACCGAGAGCAGGCUUCCACUUCUUAAGAGCUUAGACAUAUAUGUUCCAAGAGAUGAAAGAUUUGGACAGUUGAAGUUGUCAGAUUUUCUUGGUUAUGCUUUCAAAUCCGUUGUUCAGUUCCUUGUCUCUGAGGUUCUGGCUCUAGACAUAACUUAUGAUGAAUUCGACUCGUUUGAAGAUGUGUUGAAGACUUAUGAAGGAGGAAUCAAGCUCCCCUUGCUUGAAAAAGUAAGGAAAAAUAUCCCUUUUGAGUUUUUGAAAGUUAUUUCUCAAACAGACGGAGAGGGACUUGCCAAAUUCCCGAUGCCACAAGUUAUUGAAGAGGAUAAAUCUGCAUGGAGAACCGAUGAAGAAUUCGCAAGAGAAAUGUUAGCUGGUGUCAACCCUGUUAGCAUCCGUCUACUCAAGGAGUUUCCUCCAACAAGCAAACUAGACUCUAAAGUAUAUGGUAACCAAAACAGUUCAAUAAAAGCUUCACACAUUGAGAAAAAUCUUGAUGGUUUAAAUAUAGAUGAGGCAAUCAAAGCAAACAAACUAUUUAUAUUGGACCACCAUGAUUCCUUGAUGCCAUACGUGAGGAUGAUAAACGCAACAUCCACCAAGAUUUACGCCACACGAACUUUGUUGUUUCUGAAAAAGGAUGGAAGUCUAAAACCAUUGGUAAUUGAAUUAAGCUUGCCACAUCCACAAGGAAAUCAACUUGGUGCUAUUAACAAAGUGUACACUCCAGCUGAACACGGUGUUGAAGGUGCAAUUUGGCAGUUAGCCAAAGCGUAUGUAGCCGUUAGCGACUCUGGGGUCCAUCAACUCAUAAGUCAUUGGUUGAAUACUCAUUGUGUUAUUGAGCCAUUUGUGAUUGCAACAAAGAGGCAACUAAGUGUGCUCCACCCGAUCCAUAAGCUUCUUCACCCUCAUUUCCGGGAUACAAUGAACAUCAAUGCUUUUGCAAGGCAAAUCCUUAUCAAUGGUGGGGGGAUACUUGAGCAAACAGUCUUCCCAGGAAGAUAUGCUAUGGAAAUGUCAUCCGUCAUAUACAAAGAUUGGGUGUUCCCUGACCAAGCACUCCCCGUUGAUCUUGUUAAAAGGGGAAUGGCGAUUCAAGAUUCAAAUUCGCCACACGGGCUUCGUUUGCUAAUUGAGGAUUACCCAUAUGCUGUCGACGGUCUUGAGAUUUGGUUUGCAAUUAAAACAUGGGUUGAUGACUAUUGUAGCUUCUACUACAAGAGUGAUGAAAUGGUUCAUAACGACACCGAACUCCAAUCAUGGUGGAAGGAGCUUCGAGAAGAGGGCCACGGUGACAAGAAAAACGAGACGUGGUGGCCAAAAAUGCAUACUUGUCAAGAUUUAACUGACACAUGUACUACAAUCAUAUGGGUGGCUUCUGCCCUUCAUGCAGCUGUAAAUUUCGGACAAUAUUCUUAUGCUGGAUACCUCCCUAAUCGUCCAACUCUAAGUCGUCGUCUCAUGCCUGAACCAAACACACCAGAAUAUGAUGAGCUUAGAGAGAAUCCAGAUGGUGUCUUUUUGAAAACAAUAACUGCUCAGCUGCAGGCACUUAUUGGGGUAUCUUUGAUAGAGAUAUUGUCGAGGCAUCCAUCGGAUGAGGUCUAUCUUGGGCAAAGAGAGAGUUCAGAAUGGACAAUGGAUGCGGACCCUUUAAAAGCAUUUGAGAAGUUUAGCAAGAAAAUUCGGAAUAUUGAGGAGAGAAUCGUAAAGAGGAACAAUGAUGAAACUUUAAAGAAUAGAGUUGGAGCAGUUAAAGUACCCUAUACACUUUUGUAUCCAUCUAGCAAAGAAGGUCUUACUGGAAUGGGAAUCCCAAAUAGUGUGUCGAUAUGAAUCAAUAUUCGGUUUAUGUAUACUAUUAUCAUGAUUCGUUUGUUGUAAAUUUCUCUUGAUUCCAAGAGAUCUCUGAAUAAUGCAUUUCUAGUUAAACA